CCGUCUUCCAGAAAAAAGAUGGGCUUUUGCGGGGAGCGAGAGAGGCAAAGUCCCUGCCCGGCGCCCGCUCUGCCUCGCAAAGUCCGGCGGCUUGGCGACUUGCACGCCAGAGACAGACGCCCGACAAUCUUCUGCUAAUCAUUUCAUAGCCAAUAUCCACAACAUGUUCCUCUCUCGUGCAGCCAAGCGGGCCUGCUGUCUGGACUCGCGCCUCCUGCCGCCGACCUUCCUUCUCCCCUUCACCGCGCAAUUGAGCAGCGUCUCACACACGACCGACGCAUCAAACACUCCCGAAGUGCUGCUCAACUCGUCCGCCGCAAAAGUCGACGCUCCUCCCAAGUCGACAUCUGCCACAUGUGCUCCUCUCUCGGCCAGCCAUGCCCCGGCCUCAGCACCAAAGCUCCCCACACCGUCUCAAUCGCCUCCGGCCUUGAGCGAUUCUGUUCGGGAACUAUUGCCUGUACUCCGCGCCCAAGGUCCUCACUACAUUACCGCACACAUCUAUGAUCGCCCUUACCUCCUCACCGAAGGCGACACUCUGCGCCUACCUUUCCUCAUGCAUGGAGUCCAGCCCGGCGACGUCUUGCGCCUGACCCACGCCUCAUCAUUCGGUUCACGAGACUUGACCCUCAAGGCCGGUGAGCAGCCUGCCAACUCUCGCUCGCCCACCGCAUCUACCAUCUCUGUUGUCGACCCCACACCUGGCAGCGUCUUGACUAGCGAAGGCAGAAAAAUGCCCGAGGGAGGCCAUUUUGUGCCGCAUCUGGCCAAGGGCAAGCACAUCUACAUUGACGACAGGCUGUUUGUGUGCAGAGCCACCGUCAUGGGCACCGAAGCUGAGCCUAUGCGUAUCAAGGAGAAGACAAAGCGUAGACAAAGAAGAGUCAAGACCGUCAAGAGCAAGCAUCGAUUCACCAUCCUCAAGAUCAAGGAGCUCAGGAUAAAGGGUCUUGAUGAGGUUGAGAGCGGUGUUGAUGCUUAGACUCCUGGACCGCCUUUGAGGCUUUCUGAUUACGAAUGCUGGACGUUUAGCCGAUAUCGAGAAGGAUGUAUCAGUCGGGAAAAUGCUGACGGUCAGGUCAUGUAUACCAUUUUCAAAGUUUUGUACAAAAUAUAUUCUCAUUCAUACCCUUUGGCCUCUGUCAUUUUCUCGGCUACCGUCGUUGAGUAGUGAUUUGAUGUACGCUCC
Aureobasidium subglaciale EXF-2481 is the source of this 1189-nucleotide messenger RNA. RefSeq lists its product as uncharacterized. The record is from RefSeq and is a predicted model, not a curated record. Lineage: Eukaryota; Fungi; Ascomycota; Dothideomycetes; Dothideales; Saccotheciaceae. The coding region runs from base 164 to 982 and encodes 272 amino acids. The transcript has a single exon.